Molecule: messenger RNA, 231 nt
Organism: Trametes versicolor FP-101664 SS1
Lineage: Eukaryota; Fungi; Basidiomycota; Agaricomycetes; Polyporales; Polyporaceae
Exons: 2
Coding region: 1-231 (76 amino acids)
Source: RefSeq, a predicted model, not a curated record
AUGCCGUCGCGGAGCAUCAAGUGGCACAUCGCGCAGACGAAUGGAAAGCAGUUCGUCACAGAUGGCUUCUACGCUAUGAUGGACGCUAACACCAGCCAGAAAUACUGGCUUGGGGGGCGAAUCACAGUGACAGUGCCUUACCGGAACCCGCGAGCGCAGCCUGCGACGCUUUUGACGCCUAGUAUGGACAAUCGCGCGGCGCGAUUCGGCGAGCUACAAAAAGCCCUCUGA